AUGUCUUUUGAAAAUACCAAAAAUCAACUACUAGAACCACUAAACAGAGAUUCUACCCUUCCUUUGAACGUUAAGGGCGUUUAUCCUACAGCCGAAGCAAAAACACAUGAAGAAGGCACAAAGCAAACUCCUCAAAAAGGUGGUUUAGGUCAAAAAAUUCAAGAACAAGAGAUCGGUCAAGGUUUGAUUCCAAGAAAUAGGGGUAGUAAAAUGAGAGAAGAGAAAGAAUUUGAAGAGUUGGCACAAGAUGCUAAGAAUUACUAG
Molecule: messenger RNA, 264 nt
Organism: Scutellospora calospora
Lineage: Eukaryota; Fungi; Glomeromycota; Glomeromycetes; Diversisporales; Gigasporaceae
Source: the annotation of a GenBank genome assembly